AUGACUGUCUUAACAUGGCAAGGAAAAGUCGCCACCAAACAGGCUGAGGCCUGGGCCAAAAUCCCCUCUGAAUGGCGUCUCUCCACAGAUAUCCUCCAACAGGUGGAAAAUGGCAAGCUCGAUGUUCUCGACGUUCCUGCACAGUGUGGCAUUCUCAGCGACCAGGAGCUCAAGAUUACCGAGAUCCCUGAUGCGACGGCUCUCAAAGACAAGCUUGCCGCUGGAGAACUCAGUGCUGUCGAGGUGACCACGGCGUUCUGCAAGCGCGCUGCUAUCGCGCAGCAGGUGACGUCCUGCCUGACGGAGACUAUGUUUCAACAGGCGCUUAUCAGAGCGCAAGAGUUGGAUGCGCAUCUCCAGACCACGGGGAAGCCAAUUGGCCCGCUGCAUGGCGUCCCGAUCAGUUUGAAGGAGACCUUCAACAUUGAGGGCGUCCCAACUUCCCUGGGGUACGUGUCCUUCUUGGAUCGUCCCCCGGUCAGCCAGAGUUCAGCCUUGGUAGAGAUCCUCUUGAAGGCCGGAGCUGUGUUGUACGUAAAGACCAAUGUUCCGCAGACCAUGAUGACCGCCGACUCGCACAACAACGUUUUCGGCCGUGUAUUGAACCCGAACCGCCGCAACCUGACGGCCGGUGGCAGCAGUGGAGGCGAAGGCGCUCUCGUGGCCAUGCGCGGAUCUCUCCUAGGCAUCGGCACAGAUAUUGCCGGGUCAAUCCGAAUUCCAGCUUUGUGCUGCGGCACCGUGGGCUUCAAGCCGAGUGCUGGCCGAGUGCCAUAUGGUGGGCAGACAAGUGCCGGUCGCCCAGGCAUGACAGGCAUCCUCCCAGUUGCCGGACCACUGUGCCACUCAGUGCGGGAUGCGGAGAUGCUCCUGCGAGUCGUUUUUGACGCUCCGGCUGAUGACAAGGAUGAUAUGGCACUUGGGUUUCCCUGGAUUGAGCCGAACAAACAGGCCGCGAAGAAACUCAGAAUCGGAAUCUUGCCCGAGGAUGCCCGAGUACCAUUGCACCCAAGCAUGCAGCGAAGCUUGAGCAAAGCCGUGGAAAAGCUCACCGGGGCCGGUCAUCAACUCGUCGAUCUCUCGGAACAAAUCAAAUUCAUAGCUGAUGCAGCGGAUGUCUCAUUCCGCUUCUUCCGCAUCGAUCCUGACCAGACACAGGUGCAACACAUCCGAAAUGCAGACGAGCCAUUCAUCCCAUCGCUUCGAUUCACAUACGAUCUAGAUGCCAAGGGUCCCGAGCCGACUCUUCGCGACUUGUUUGACUUGAAUGUUGCGAAGGCAGAAUUUGCGGCCAAAAUGCGCCUCGUCUUCCUCGAAAAUGACCUCGAUGUUAUCAUUGGGCCCGGGUACCAAGCAACUGCUGUGCCUCACGAUACAUUCGGAGUGCCUAAUUAUACAGUGCUUGCAAAUCUGGUUGAUUAUCCCGCAUGUGUGAUUCCCUUUGGCCGGUCAUGCAAGACCGAUGACGCCGAGUUCGUGCGAAACGUGAAUUAUAUUCCGCCCUAUCUUCCUGAAGAAGUCGAGGGUGCUCCAUGCCACGUGCAACUGAUUGGCCGUCGGCAGAAGGAUGAAGCCUUGGUGCAACACGCGCGGAUCGUGGAGGAUGUCUUGCUCAAGUGA
Molecule: messenger RNA, 1620 nt
Organism: Penicillium subrubescens
Lineage: Eukaryota; Fungi; Ascomycota; Eurotiomycetes; Eurotiales; Aspergillaceae
Product: putative general amidase
Exons: 3
Coding region: 1-1620 (539 amino acids)
Source: RefSeq, a predicted model, not a curated record